AACUUGGUUCCAAAAUAAAAGUUGCAGGUUUUACAGACUAGGGAAGGGGUGAAUUUCCAAAGCUUUGCAACCAUGGGUACCUUUGACAAGCAGAUGUCAGAACCAUCCAAUCAAAAGUCACUGGAUGUUUACAUGCAUGGAAUCGACAGACUUACUGAACCACAGGCAGAUCAGGAGUAUAGCAUUCAAGACAUCACACGGCGUCACUGGAAGCUGUGGGAUGGCAAGACAGUCUGCAGCAACAGAAGCUGCCGCAAGCCCUUCUCCCUACUGGAUAGAGUCCAUCACUGCAGGAGGUGUGGAAAUAUUUUUUGCAGCAGCUGUGUAAAGUUCCGUCGUAAAUUAAAUAAACUUGCCAACCCUGACCCAGAUGGUCGAUCUUAUAAGGUUUGUCAGUCCUGCUAUGCUGAGGGCCAGGAGACCGAGGGAAGGAUGGUCUGUCUUACGGCCGAGUUCCGGGCACUCAGAAUGUAUAAGUAUAAGAAUUCAUCAGCAUUGAGAGGUCAUUUAUCCUCGUCACGGAGAGACAAAUUCGAUUUUGAAAAGGAGUGCAGACGGCUUAUUGAAGGGUUCAAGGGGUCAAUGGGGUCAUCAGAGGUCAAGAGGACGUUGCAUGAGCUGAGGAACAUGGUGUCGAUUCCAGAGUGGCAGAAGGCUAGCAUGUGGAUACAAGAGAACCUGAGUGAUUGCUGUCACAUGUGUCGCAGCACGUUCGGAUUCCUGCGUAAGAAGCUGUUUUGUCGUGUGUGCGGGUUGGUGCUGUGUAAGGGAUGCUCGGCCAAGGACCUGUUGGUCUACUUCCCCGACGUGGAGCCUGGCGAACAAAGACCUGCUGACCCCAGACUUGCCAUCAUCAAAAUCAUUGGGUGUCCGGAGGUGGAGCCCGAGGUGAGUCUAUACCUACGAGCCUGUCCGACAUGUCGAGAGCAGAUCAUAGAACGGCAGAUCUCCCAGCUGGAGGCUGCCAUGGACGAUGACCCGAGUUCAGAACUGAUGCCGCAGUUGACCAGCAUCAAUGCCAACUUCCACAAAACUGAGAUGAAGGUCAAGACGCAUCUUCCAGAGUACCAGGAAAUUGUGGACUCCUUGGAAGAUAACAGUCGCGGAUCAUCUGGGUCAGGAUCUGGGCUUCCCAAGAGUAACAUGAAGACACUGGCCAAAGCACAGGUUGGUGUGAUAAUAACAAUAGUUGUAAGAGUUAUAUAUGUAAUCAUACAUUGCAUCCAUGCUAAAAUUGCAUCCCAUUAUUAUCUCAAUCAACAUAUCAGUGUGCAUUCCAUUGUCUCGAAUCCUUGA
Haliotis rubra (blacklip abalone) is the source of this 1296-nucleotide messenger RNA. RefSeq lists its product as uncharacterized. Gene Ontology annotation, cellular component: membrane. Gene Ontology annotation, biological process: protein phosphorylation. NCBI's taxonomy places the organism in Eukaryota, Metazoa, Mollusca, Gastropoda, Lepetellida, Haliotidae. The transcript is spliced from 8 exons. Bases 73 to 1296 code for a protein of 407 amino acids. Gene Ontology annotation, molecular function: ATP binding; transmembrane receptor protein serine/threonine kinase activity; metal ion binding. The record is from RefSeq and is a predicted model, not a curated record.